UAUAUACAACAACAUAUGCAUACAACGGCGGCUGGUCUCUGGUUCGCAGACCUGAGGGGGGCGGUCACGGCACCUUUGUUUGGGGUACUGUUCCUGUGGUAUGUGAAUCCAGUGUCACGGAGUCACGUGGGAUUCACUGCCCAACUGUCACACAUUCCCACUGUCACACGUCCCACUGAGCUCCGAGAGAGGGAGAGAGAGCAGUACCAACAUGUCACCCCAGUCUGCUCGGCGGAAGUAUGGGUCCGUGGAAGACCCGACCAAGUCGCGGCGCGCCGUCUCUCCUACGCCAACUGCCGGAGAUGAUGAUGCCGGUGCCGCCGAAAGAGUUUCUUUCGACUUUGAUCCGUCGCGCGCUUUGCGUGGCGAGAGCGCGGACGACCAAGGGGCAGGGAAGCGAUGGUUCACCCUUGUGGUCGUCGGGGUGCUAGCCGUGGGAGUCAUGAUGGCCCUCACUCACGCGGGAUACCGGUUGCCCAAGGUCACGAGAACAACCACAGACAUCGGCAGCCAAGGCCAGGCUCCGAGUCUGAUCCGUGCUGAUGAGGUCAAGAUCAGCGAACACCUUGCGGUGGAGGACGACGAGAAGCAACACGUGGCUCGACCGUCUCCGAUAGCCGACGUAUCUCCUCGUGCAGAGGACGAGACACCUACUGCAGAGGACGGGCAGCUCCCCGGAGAAGUUAUUAUCCCGCAAUUAUCCUUCGAGGCGACCAACUUCUACCACCUGCGUGAUGGAAAGCCGGCGCAGGACUACCCGUGGCUCAAGGACGUCAAGCUCAUCGAGCCCCACCGCGAGACGACGCUUACCGUAAAAAAACCUCGCGACGCGUACGACUACCGCUGGCGAGUGUUCGCCGGAAGCGCGGCGGAGGGAGAGCUGUGCGCCGAGGCGGCAGGGGAGGAGGUUAUCGUCGUCCUGACCACGCUCGAUGAGAACCACGUCGUCCUCGAGGAGGUAGACACGGAUGGGACGGUCGUUCGGCGGCUGCAGGAGAUGGUGAUGGUCAAGUACGUGAGGAGGGAGAUCAGGAAUCUUACUGACGAGGAGCGAGAGGAGCUGUUUGACGCGAUGUUCACGCUUUGGUCGGUGAGAGUGGACGGCGGCAACGGGAAGGAGCUCUACGGAGAUGAUUACGCGGACAUUUUCGCUAUCAACCGCCUGCACUACAAGGCAGCGAGCCCUUACGAGUGCGACCACUUCCACGACGGUCUAGGCUUCUUGACCAACCACAUCGUCUUAACAAACACUUUUGAGGCCAGCCUACAGACGGUGAACCCCAAGCUGACUUUGCCGUACUGGGACUUCACCAUCGAGACCUCUACCGCCGGCACUAACGGCGAUGGAGGUUACCAGUCCCAGACCAAGACCGAACUGUUCCAGGAGUCUUGGUUCGGAACUGUGGACCAUACGGAUGACCAAGUGAAGGAUGGUCGGUGGGCCUACACCGAGAUCCCAAAGAUGAAGGUCAACGACCCUGGCGCCGUAGAGCCAGACGUGUACAGCAAGCUCCGUGCUCCGUGGAACGUCAACGAUCGGCCAUACCUGACCCGCGGCAUGGGCAAGAUGUGCGACGCCGAGGUGGACGAGUGGUACCCUUGGCCGACGUGCGAGAUGCACUACGACCUUGUCACCGGCUACAGCGACUUCUACUCGUGGGUUUGGUACUCCCUGUACAACCCCCACGGACCGGUGCACAUCUGGAUCGGGGGCGUGUUGGACUGCGAGGAGACAUUCGGCGCCAUUGCCGAACUCGUGGGUCCGUCCAUCGCCGAAGACCUGGCGCUGUACUCGUUUAUCCACCGAAAGAACCUGUUCCGAGACGGAAUUUUCUCGUGCGUUGGAAGUGCCUCGGUGGCACAGGCGCCGGCGGAAGUGCUAUCCAGCGGCCAGUGCGGCUGCCAGGGGUACGAUCUCACCCAAGGGGAUGACUACGAGUCAAUCUACUACAAGAUGGUGGACCUCGAUGAACUCAUUGGUAAUUUCGACGCGGACGUGAAGCGCCAGGUCGUGGCGGCGCUUUGCACGACUCCUAUGAACGACGGGGAUCACUUGCAGGCAAGCUCGUCCCUGGACCCGUCAUUCUGGCCGACGCACCCAACCAUGGAGCGGCUGUGGAUGUACUCCGUGCUGACGAGGCAAAUCACGGACUUCACCUGGCCGGACGACGACAUCACCGUCACCAAGCCCGACGGCACUGUCGAGGUUGAGUCGAUCAGCCUCUACGGCGAGACCUGCUUGGGACACCGCGGCAGCGACGUGUUCCCCUUCGGCCUCCUGGACUCCGACACGGACGGCUUCGAGGUGAAGACCGGCAUCAAGGGCAUGGAGAACGGAAAUACCCUCACCAACCGAGAGCUCCUCCAGGCCUUCGAUGCCCGUUCCAACUCGGUUUCGUACGUGUACGACACCUUCAAGUGGACCCACUGCGAGACCGACGGUUUCGACUUCAACGAAGCCUGGAACACGGGAGCCGAGGCACGAACCACGUCAAGCAGCCGCCAACCUUCUUUUAAGCAGGGUGCCCCACGAGCCCCGAUGUACAACAUCUUGGAGAAGAAAAGGGCAGCUCGCGCGGCCAAGAAGGCAACCAAUCUGAUCGAUUGAUCAAUAUAUUUUCCUCACCCGGAAGGGGUAAUUGUAGAUUUGGUGUGUUGUACGCGGGAGGAGGGGGGCGGGGGUUAGGUUAGGGACCCUGUUGCUCGAUUUUCGUGACGUGAUCUCUCCGUCUGGUUUGUGCUUGCUUUGUUGAGGUACUCGUCCAAACGAUCGCUCUUGAUGGUUUAUCUUUGUCUCUCUAGGGUAUUGAUUGCUUUAUUUAAAUGUUUUGGUGUGCACGGGUGGGUUCGAAUACAAAUGGUUGCUUUUGUCGACGGGCGAGAGGGAAGAGCAACCUCGCCCUCCCCGUUGGUUCAUUUCUAUCGUUCCCGUUGGUUGAAGGCAACCACGAAACGGGCGAUGUACGUCUAUCAAUAUAUGUCAUUUUUCUUUCAUUCGUCAACGUGACAAAUACCUUCACAAUUUCAGCUGCCUCCCAGUGAAAAAGGAAGCGAGUAGAUACCGGUGGGUAGAUAUUUAGUGUCCACGACGAGUUUAGGUCACACUGAUUCAGUCACAGCCAAAGGCGUUCGGGUUGUGUCUCGUUUGUGGUAAAUUGUUUGCAAGGUUUCUUACACGUGUUCGCGCGGCGCCACUGUUGUGUUUUGGGACAAACAAGGUGUUGAAGCGCUUUGCACUAGUUGACAUGCACGUAGUAGUCGGUUGCCCGUCACAUGUUGAUUGUUGAUGUUUUUGCCCGUGACAUUGGAUAUCCCUGCAUUUCCCCGUGGCAGCGGCAGUUUUGAGCUUGUGUGUUGCCGUCCUGUCUGCGUUCGUCCACUGUUGCCCCUGAGGGUCACAAGAGGGGGUGCGUAUGGCUGCCCGCCGGUACCGGGCGGAGACAAGCGAUGAAUGCGGCGGAGAUCCUGUCUUCUGUCAUGGUGUCAAGCCACACCAUACCUCGAGCACCCUGUUUGCCUCCCGAGACGAAACCCUUGAUAACGAUAAUAAAUGCUUCGGAAUCUUUCCUCUUUUGGUUGAAGAGUUCGCGACGUUCCACCUUUUCUGUUCACUGUGUGGAGUUUUGUCUGUGUGUGUGCUGUGUGUGUCUCUAUUGUUAGCAUCGACCGCGCUAACCGACUGACUAAUGAAGAUACUACAUUCUGUUUUUUAUCUCUCUCACGU
Molecule: messenger RNA, 3724 nt
Organism: Ectocarpus sp. CCAP 1310/34
Lineage: Eukaryota; Phaeophyceae; Ectocarpales; Ectocarpaceae
Source: the annotation of a GenBank genome assembly